Molecule: messenger RNA, 1560 nt
Organism: Tigriopus californicus
Lineage: Eukaryota; Metazoa; Arthropoda; Copepoda; Harpacticoida; Harpacticidae
Gene: Orc5
Product: origin recognition complex subunit 5-like
Exons: 3
Coding region: 128-1492 (454 amino acids)
Biological process (GO): DNA replication; DNA replication initiation
Cellular component (GO): nucleus; nuclear origin of replication recognition complex
Molecular function (GO): DNA replication origin binding
Source: RefSeq, a predicted model, not a curated record
AUGCCUUCAACUCACUGAAUUCGAAGCUAAUACACUUCCACGAACUCGUCUUGUUAUUUCGACCUAUGCCUAAAAUGUCCAGUGCGCUGGCGCCAAAUUUUUCCCAACUAAAAGUGCCAAACCUCUAAUGACAAAACUCAAACCCAAAGCAAAUCGAAGAUAUUUAACAUAUAAAACUAUGCCCUUGGAACAGACCCCCUCCGCUUCCCAUUGUCAUCUCCUAGGCCGUGAAAAAGAGUGGGCCCAACUCCACGGUCUCUUAAAAGGGCGCUUACCACGCUCACUUUUCCUCUUCGGGCCCGCUCAAAGCGGCAAAUUAGCCUUAAUCCGCUCGGUGACCCGGGCUUUGGGCCUAUCCACCUCGAUCAGUUCUUGCCACACGGGCACGAUCCACCCCCGAUUAUUGUAUCAAGAUAUCGUCACCCAAUUAUUCGAUAUCCAACCGGAGGUGGAUCUGAGUUAUGCCGUGGGUAAACUGGACCAUUUGGUGAAUUUGGUGACCACUUUAAAGCACCAAAGCCGGGAAACCAUGGCUUUGGGCCGAGUGAUUGUGUUAAAAGAGAGCCAGAAAUUGCGGGAUCUGGAUUUUAAUUUGUUGCCCGGCUUCCUGAAGCUGCAGGAAUGGACGGGAAUGAAUAUUUGCGUCGUGUUCGUGUCGCGGGUUUCGUGGAAUAAAUUCCUUCUGCCGUCCGGUCUGGAAACGCCUCGCCCGAUGGUGAUCCAUCAAUACACCAAAAACCAACUCACGCGGAUUAUUGCCAGCACUCUUCAAAACGAGAAUUCAGCCGAUAAACCUAACCUGAGCUCCGCAUUCUACGAAAAUUACGUCUUCUAUCUGAUUGGAGUUUUCUAUCUUUCCAACAACACAUUGCCAUUCCUCCUGUGGAUCGCCCGCCAUCAUUUUCCUGCGUACUAUUCGCCUAUUUCGGCUCAAUCCGUGGAUCCUGAUAACACGCGGGCCCUCAUUCGAAAUAUCGAAAAGACCCUCCGGAAUUCCAAAACCGAGAUGCACAUCCGAGAAACGGGCGAGAUCGACCCGUCGCUUCAUUGCUCGAGUAUCGCCAAUAAACGGAUCCACGUGGAACUCCCGUUCCAUUCCAAGUUCCUCCUGAUUGCCUCCUAUUUAGCUUCGUACAAUCCGGUGAACUCGGAUAAGAGGUUCUUCAUGAAACAUCACGGAUCGGUGAAAAAACGAGCUCCGACCAUUCGAAGGAAGGAGAAAAUGAGUUCACAGUUGACUGGACCCAAAGCCUUCACAUUGGACCGCAUGAUGGCCAUUUUCUAUUCCAUUGUAGACGAUGACGUGAGACCAUCAGCCAACAUAUCCAGUCAGAUUAGUACGUUGGUCAGCCUUCAGUUCCUGAGCCAAGUGGGCGGGGAGGACAUGUUGGAUUGUCCCAAGUACAAAUGUAUUAUUGGACUAGAUUUUGUGGCCCAAUUGGCCAAACAAGUCCAAUUUGAGAUUCAUCGAUAUCUCGUUGACUUCACAUGAAAAGGGCGAGAAACACGAUUGCAUUUGUUCGACGUAAUCAAAAUAAAUAUAUAACCAUUUCAAAUCAA